Messenger RNA from Papilio polytes (common Mormon), 1255 nucleotides. RefSeq names its product histone H2A, sperm-like (gene H2ax-l). The record is from RefSeq and is a predicted model, not a curated record. Gene Ontology annotation, cellular component: nucleosome. Bases 145 to 552 code for a protein of 135 amino acids. Gene Ontology annotation, molecular function: structural constituent of chromatin; DNA binding; protein heterodimerization activity. NCBI's taxonomy places the organism in Eukaryota, Metazoa, Arthropoda, Insecta, Lepidoptera, Papilionidae. The transcript is spliced from 3 exons.
UUAACGUUUCAACAAAUUAAAGUCAAAGAACAUUUUUUAUGAAUACUGCGUCAUUGUGCUUUUACAUAUUUGAGAAUUAAGUGAAGAAAAUAUACACAUUUUACGUCAUAGCAUUAUAAAAUUGAUUAAGACAAGAUAGAAGAAAUGUCUGGUCGCAAUGCCGAACGCAUCAAAAAGCGCGCUAAAUCAAAAUCGCGAAGCGCCCGUGCUGGAGUUAACUUUCCAGUAGGGCGAAUUCAUAGAAUUCUUCGUAAAGGAAAUUAUGCAAAACGUAUAGGAUGCGGGUCGGCAGUUUAUUUAUCAGCAGCUUUGGAAUAUUUAGCAGCUGAAAUAUUGGAAUUGGCUGGGAAAGCUGCAACUGAUAAUGGCAAAUCAAGAAUUUUACCUCGCCACAUCCUCUUAGCAGUGAAGAAUGAUGACGAGUUAAAUAAAAUGUUGGAAGGAGUAACAAUAUCUCAAGGAGGUGUUAUACCGAGAAUACAUCAACAGUUACUGCCUAAGAAAACUGCUAACAAAACUAAAACAUCAUCUGGCAAUUCACAGGAGUAUUGAAAAUGAAUAAUUUAUAGUUUUUUAAUCAUUUAUACUAUGAGAUAAAUAUUUGCAAUGAGUGAAGACUCAAAUACCUUAAGAGUCCUUGCAGAUGACAGACAUUUUAUCAGCCGAUAGUUUAGUUGGGAGCAUGAUUAGUGCAAAUGUGUGUGGGAGUGCACAUUAUAUUAAUUUUGUAUAUUUAAUUAACUGAUUUAAAGUCUGUAGGUGCAAGUGCUCUAAGGUAACUCUUUUCAUUAUAUGUGUUCAUCAUGAGAAGAAUUAUAAUUAAUAUUUGAAGUAUUGUUAAAUAUGUAUUGUAAUAAGUUUCUUACUGAUCUUUUGGUAGAAAAUCAUGAAAAAUGUUAUUUGUUGUAAUGUAUAAUAUGUGGGACUGUGAGAUAAAAUCUUUUAUGUUGAAACGCUAUGGUCAAUGCUGUGUUCAUUCAUAACAGUUUUAAUCUCAACAUUUCUUUACUUUUUUAUUUAGCUUGAUUUCUUAACCUUUUUUCUUCAAUUUUAUAUUUAAUUUUUUUCUGUAAUUAAUUAAAUCCAGCCUUUUUUUCUAUGUUUUCUAUUUCUAUGUAUAAUGCCUGGUGGCAAAGGACUUUUGACUAUCUUUUGUCAGUAAAAAUACAAAAGUGUUAUGUAAAUAACUUGAAACCGUAGUCUGCGAAUUAUAUUGUUACUUAAGAAAAUUAUAAUGGUAUAUUUAUUUUUUUAU